This is a messenger RNA of Phasianus colchicus (ring-necked pheasant), 2347 nucleotides long. RefSeq names its product NADPH oxidase 1 (gene NOX1). Lineage: Eukaryota; Metazoa; Chordata; Aves; Galliformes; Phasianidae. Gene Ontology annotation, molecular function: superoxide-generating NAD(P)H oxidase activity. Gene Ontology annotation, cellular component: NADPH oxidase complex; plasma membrane. The record is from RefSeq and is a predicted model, not a curated record. Gene Ontology annotation, biological process: superoxide anion generation; defense response.
AGUAAGGGAGUGGGAUGGGAUGCACUGCGCUGAUGCCCUCUAUCUGUGCCUGCAGCCAUGUGCUGCACGAUGAGAGGUCCUGGGGCUGGAGUUCCUCACAAUCCUUGGUUCCCCUGCAGGCAGCCUGGCUGGGCAUCAAUAUCUUCCUCUUCACAUACUACUUUCUGUUCUUCGACCGGGACGAGCGGUACUUCUACACCAGGGCCAUCCUCGGGUCCGCCUUGGCGUGGGCCCGGGCAUCAGCCAAGUGCCUCAACUUCAACAGCAUGCUGAUCCUGCUGCCCGUCUGCCGCAAUCUGCUCUCCUUCUUGCGCGGGAGCUGCUCGUGCUGCAGGAGGACGCUGCGCAAGCAGCUUGACCACAACCUCACCUUCCACAAGUUGGUGGCCUAUGCGCUGGCCCUGUUCACAGCCGUGCACACCAUUGCCCAUCUCUUCAACCUGGAGCGCUACAACUACAGCCAGCAGGCCAGUGAUGGCAGCCUGCAUGCUGUGCUUUCCAAGAUGCACCUGCGGGACAGCAACAAGUGGCUGAACCCCAUCCAUUCCAACCAGACGACCGUCGAGUACGUGGCCUUCACCACCAUCCCAGGGCUGACCGGGGUCAUCAUCACUCUGGCUCUCAUCCUCAUGGUCACAUCCUCCACUGAGUUCAUCCGCAGGAACUACUUUGAGGUCUUUUGGUACACACACCACCUCUUCAUCAUCUACUUCAUCGGCCUCGUCAUCCACGGUGUCGCCGGAUUGGUGCGUGGGCAGACAGAGGAGAGCAUGAAGGAGGUGCACCCACAGCGCUGCGCUGAGUUCCUGGUGCACAAACCCAAGGAGUGCAGGCAGGAGUGCUGCAAGGAGCCUGAGUUUGGCAGCAUCCCUGCAGAGUCCUGGAAGUGGGUUCUGGCUCCCAUCAUCCUCUACAUCUUCGAGAGGAUUCUGCGCAUCUGGCGUGCGCGGCAGAAGGUGGUCAUCACCAAGGUGGUCAUGCAUCCUGCUAAAGUGCUGGAGCUGCAGAUGCAGAAGAAGGGCUUCCACAUGGAAGUGGGGCAGUACAUCUUUGUCAACUGCCCCGCUGUGUCCCUGCUGGAGUGGCACCCCUUCACCCUCACCUCAGCACCUGAGGAGGACUUCUUCUCCAUCCACAUCCGGGUGGCUGGGGACUGGACGGAGCGCAUCAUUGACACCUUCCAGCAGCAAAAGCUGGAAACUCCCAGGAUCGAAGUGGAUGGCCCCUUUGGCACGGCCAGCGAAGAUGUGUUCCUGUAUGAGGUGGCCAUGCUGGUGGGAGCAGGCAUUGGUGUUACCCCUUUUGCCUCUAUCCUGAAGUCCAUCUGGUACAGGUUCCAGCAGAAUGACCAGACUCUCAAGACCAAGAAGGUACUGAGAGCCCCAUGGGACCAGCUGAUCCCAUACCAUGGGUUUCUCCAUGUUCAGAAGCACUUAGCUUCCCCAUGCUUGAUAUCACAUCCUUCCCCCGCUCCAUCUCAAGUAAUAUUUCUUCCCUAUGCCACUGCAUCCCAGAUCUACUUCUACUGGCUCUGCCGAGACACAGGUGCUUUCGCCUGGUUCAAUGACCUGCUUGCCUCACUGGAGCAAAAGAUGGCUGAGUCUGGCAAGGCAGACUUCCUCACCUACCGGCUCUUCCUCACCGGCUGGGACACCAGCAUUGCCAACAACGCAGCACUCAACUUUGACACAGUCACGGACACAGUGACAGGCCUGAGGCAAAAAACCAUAUUUGGAAGGCCCAGGUGGGACACUGAAUUCUCAGCGGUGGCCGCAGCCCACCCCAGGUCGGUGGUUGGUGUGUUCCUGUGCGGGCCUGAGGCAUUGGCAAAGGUCUUGCAGAGAUCUUGUCACCAGCACUCCAGCUUGGACCCCAGAAAGGUCAAAUUCUACUUCAACAAGGAGAACUUCUAAGUGGGAGCCAGGAUGGAACCACGGGCAGCAGAGAACAACCAUCCUGCUGCUCCCACUUCUUUUUGAAACAACUAUGCCUGGAAUGAGCAUCAGCUGAAAAGCAUGUGCAUGAGAACCAGGCGAGACAGCGAGAUCGUCCUUCAUAAGGAGAAACUCUGGGUUCACAGACUGCUGCCUCCUUGACCCUACAAAGGGUCCCUGUGAGGGAAAAUGAGCCCAGCUCUCAGCACAGUCCCCCAUGAGACAUGCAUUGGGAUGGUACUGGAGCAGCACACAGGUGCAGACCAGCAGGAGGCAAGGGGAGCCCAGCAGGCUGGGCAAGAUGGUGGGGUCAGAUGUGGCACCGGGGCACCAACAGCUAAACACGCCCCUCCAGAUUUAAAUGUCCCUCUCCAUAAAACAGUAAAUUAAAUUUGUUUUCCCUUGCAAUAAAA